This is a messenger RNA of Pseudoliparis swirei, 6762 nucleotides long. It is a transcript of the gene kif1ca, whose product is annotated as kinesin family member 1C. Lineage: Eukaryota; Metazoa; Chordata; Actinopteri; Perciformes; Liparidae. The transcript is spliced from 27 exons. Gene Ontology annotation, cellular component: microtubule; dendrite; axon. The record is from RefSeq and is a predicted model, not a curated record. Gene Ontology annotation, molecular function: ATP binding; ATP hydrolysis activity; microtubule binding. Gene Ontology annotation, biological process: microtubule-based movement; vesicle-mediated transport; cytoskeleton-dependent intracellular transport. The coding region runs from base 342 to 4043 and encodes 1233 amino acids.
CCCGCAGCGCGGCCAGGCCACCGGCCAGCCCCUCUGCCCCCCCUCUCGCUUCUUUUUUCUUCUUUUUCUUUUCCGUUUUUAAAACUAUUUUUUCCGUUAAAACUUCCCGUUGAAACCCGGUUGACCGGUCACGCGCCCCCGCCCCCCGCCCCCCCCUCGCCGGACAAGACCGGACGGACCACCGGAUUACCGACUUCCGCGCCGAGCCGCUCCGCCCUGUGGCGGGCCUCGACUGCUCCGCGUUUACCGGCGGUCAGAUCGACCGGACGGUGACGUCAUCACCGGGGAAAAGUUUGUUGCACCGGAGGAGACGACGCUCGUGGAGUGGGCGGAGCUACGUGAUGACGGGUGCCUCGGUGAAAGUGGCGGUGAGAGUCCGUCCGUUCAACUCCAGAGAGACGGGACGCCACGCCAAGUGUGUGAUCCAGAUGCAGGGGGACACCACCUGUAUCUCAAACCCCAAACAGCUUAAAGAUGGAGCCAAGAACUUCACCUUCGACUAUUCCUACUGGUCACACACAACGGAGGACCCCAGCUUUGCGUGUCAGAAGCAGGUGUAUAAGGACAUCGGAGAGGAGAUGCUGCUUCACGCCUUUGAAGGAUACAACGUGUGCAUCUUUGCGUACGGCCAGACGGGAGGAGGCAAGAGCUACACCAUGAUGGGCAAGCAGGAGCCGGGGCAGGAGGGCAUCACCCCUCAGCUGUGUGAGGACCUGUUCCAGAGAACUGGAGGAAACUCUGACCCUAACCUGAACUACACCGUGGAGGUGUCCUACAUGGAGAUCUACUGUGAGCGGGUGCGUGACCUCCUGACCCCUAAGUCCCAGGGCACCCUGCGGGUGAGGGAGCACCCCAUCCUGGGCCCCUACGUGGAGGACCUGUCCAAGCUGGCCGUCAGCGGCCUCGGGGACAUCCGGGACCUCAUGGACGCCGGCAACAAGGCCCGGACGGUGGCCGCCACCAACAUGAACGAGAUGUCGUCGCGCUCGCACGCCGUCUUCACCAUCGUGUUCACGCAGCGGCGCCACGACCAGCUCACGGGCCUGGACACGGAGAAGGUCAGUAAGAUCAGUCUGGUGGACCUGGCAGGAAGUGAGCGGGCGGACUCCUCGGGGGCAAAGGGCACGCGGCUCAAGGAAGGAGCGAAUAUCAACAAGUCUCUGACCACGCUGGGGAAGGUGAUCUCUGCCCUGGCCGACAUGAGCAACAAGAAGAGGAAGAGUGACUUCAUCCCCUACAGAGACUCAGUCCUCACCUGGCUGCUGAAGGAGAACCUGGGGGGGAACUCUCGGACCGCCAUGAUCGCUGCUCUCAGUCCGGCUGACAUCAACUACGAAGAAACCCUGAGCACCCUGAGGUACGCUGACCGUGCAAAGCAGAUCCGCUGCCACGCCGUCAUCAACGAAGAUCCAAACGCCAAACUGAUCCGGGAGCUGAAGGGGGAGGUGGAGCGGCUGAGGAGCCUGCUGUUCUCCCAGGGCCUGCAGGAGCUGCUGGACCACGGCAGCAGCAGCCACGCUGGGGCUCCAGCUGCCUCCUCCUCCUCCCGGCUGCAGCUGGCUCUCACAGCCAAUGGGGUCGCUCCUCAGAAUGGCUCCGCCCCUCAAGAUGACGAGCCGGUGGCCAACGGGGACGGACACCUGAUGGAGGACGGAGAGGAGGCGGUCGCCACGGAACCCAUCAGCAAAGAGGAAGCGGCCGAGCGACUGCUGGAAACAGAAAAAAUCAUCGCAGAGCUGAACGAGACCUGGGAGGAUAAACUACGCAAGACCGAGUCCAUCCGGCUGCAGAGGGAGUCCCUGCUGGCGGAGAUGGGCGUGUCCAUCAAGGAGGACGGGGGGACGCUGGGCGUCUUCUCCCCUAAAGGAACGCCUCACCUGGUCAACCUGAACGAGGACCCCCUGAUGUCCGAGUGCCUCCUGUACUACAUCAAGGAGGGCUUCACCAGGGUGGGACAGCAGGACGUGGACAUCAAGCUGUCAGGGGACUUCAUCAAGGAGAUCCACUGUGUGUUCGUCAGUGAGACCAACGACCAGGGAGAAGUGGUGGUGACCCUGGAGCCGCUGGUGGGAGCAGAGACCUACGUCAACGGGAAGGAAAUCGCUGACGCUGUGGUCCUCAAGCAAGGGCACCGCAUCGUGAUGGGGAAGAACCACGUGUUCCGGUUCAACCACCCGGAGCAGGCCAGGCUGGAGCGGGAGCGCAGCGCCACGGCCGACCAGCAGGGGGAGCCAGAGGACUGGAACUACGCCCAGAGGGAGCUGCUGGAGAAGCAGGGCAUCGACAUCAAGCUGGAGAUGGACCAGAGGCUGCAGGACAUGGAGUUUCAGUACCGGAGGGAGAAGGAAGAAGCUGAUCUGCUGCUGGAGCAACACCGACUGUAUGCAGACAGUGACAGCGGAGACGACUCAGACAAACGCUCCUGUGAGGAGAGCUGGAGGCUGAUCUCCUCCCUGAGGGAGAAGCUGCCUGCCAACAAGGUGCGCUCCAUCGUGCAGCGCUGUGGUCUCCCCAGCAGUGGGAAGAGGAGGGAGCCUCUCCGGGUCUACCAGAUCCCCCAGAGGAGGAGGAUCAGCAAAGACCCCCAGAGGGUCACCAUGGAGGACCUGCACCUGCAGGCCGUGAAGGAGAUCUGCUACGAGGUGGCGCUGGGGGACUUCCGGCAGACCCAGCAGGAGAUCGAGGCUCUGGCCGUGGUGAAGAUGAAGGAGCUGAGCCGCAUGUACGUGAAGAAGGACGAGACUGACGGCUGGAGGGCCGUGAGCCAGGAGGUGUGCCACACGGUGGGCAUCGGGGACCCCCGGAGCCCCGCCCCCCCGGAGGAGGAGGAGGAGGGGGGCGGGGGGGGGGGCUACGACCUCAAGGCCCACAUCGACAAGCUGACCGACAUCCUGGAGGAGGUGAAGCUGCAGAACAACAUGAAGGACGAGGAGAUCAAAGCUCUGAGAGACCGGAUGAUCAAGAUGGAGAGCAUCAUACCUGUCCAGAAUGACGCUGAUGAUGAAGAGGAGGGGGGGUCUCCCCAGAGGGUGGAGGAAGAGGAGGGGGAGGGGGAGGAGGAGGGGGCGGCGGGCGACGCCCCCCGGCAGCCGGAGGUGCGGGUGAAGCUGCUGAUGGACGGGGACCCGGCCUUCAGGAGAGGGCGCCUCCGCUGGCUGAAGCAGGAACAGCAGCGGCUCGUCAACCUGCAGCAGCAGAGCAUCGCCAAGAGGCUGAGGGACCAGGGCCAGGGCCAGAACCAGGGCCAGAACCCCCCCGUGGUCCCGAUCCACCUCCCCGGGACCGGGCGCUUCAUCCCCCCCCAGGAGUGCAGGCUCAAGUUCCCCUUCAAGAGUAACCCCGCCCACCGGCUGUCGUGGGGCCCGGCGAGCGCCGCCCUGCAGGCUUUGGGUCUGGGGGGGGACUGGGGGGAGGAGGGGGGGGGAGGGGGCGGAGCUUCCUCAUCGCCGCCCCCCCCUCAGGGUCCCGCUCUCUUGCCCCUCCCCUUUCCAGCUCCGCCCCCGCGCACCCCCAGCCCUCAUCGCACGUGGCAACAACGCAACCAUGGUAUCCACGGCAACCAGGGCAACCAUGGUAUCCAUGGUAACCACGGCAACCAGGGCAACCAUGGUAUCCAUGGUAACUUCUACCAGCAGGGCAACAACCCAAACCAGCAGCAGCGCCGCCGCCGCCGCAACUCCCUGGACAGCUCCGCCCACAGCGGCAGUAGCUCCGCCCACGAGGGGCGACCGAGACAGAGGAGGGGGGCGUCGCCCGGGCCUGGUGGUGAGAGAGGAGGGGGGAGAGAUGGAGGCUUCCAUUAUAGUCCUCACCAGCUCCACCCCUACUACAGCCCCCACAAUGCACCAUUCCAGCCGGGGCCAUACCCCCACUACCACAGCCUGCCGCGCCCAGGGGGCCCGCCCCCUUUCGCUGACAUGCUAAUGGGGGCGGGGCUACCGCUGCCGCCACCACCGGGUGGGUGGGGCUUCACCACGCCGCCCAGGAUGAGACGGCAGUUCAGUGCCCCGGACCUCAAGAGCAACAAGGAGACGCCCAUGUGACCCGACGGAGCGCUCUGAUUGGCUGCAGGACGCACACGAUGCUGGAGAGAGGACUGUGUGUGUGUGUGUGUGUUUGGUAAGUGUGUGGUACUAAGGUGCCUUAAAGCUACUGUUAGCAGAAGUCUCUUGUUGUUGUUGUUGACUUAAAGAUGAAGUGCGAUAGCUUCAUGCUAGUCAGUUAGCUGUUCGUGCUAACUAUUAGCUUAGCUUACCCGAGGCAGCGUUCAUGUGGACUUGGCGUCUCUGGGUUUUUUACAUUUCAACAUACUCGAAGCUCGUAUUUACUGCGUGACCCUGAACGCUGCGCGGUGUGCUACCCAACCAAAGAUGGCCGCUCUGCGGCGCCUCCUGCUGGCGGCUGAGAGGAGGAGCCUCGUGUGUGAAGUGUUUAUGAAGAGGAAUUAUACGUGGGACAUGUAGGAAGUGGUGCAUCAUGGGAGAUGUAGGAAGUGGUGCCUCAUGGGAGAUGUAGGAAGUGGUGCAUCAUGGGAGAUGUAGGAUGUGGUGCAUCAUGGGAGAUGUAGGAAGUGAUGCCUCAUGGGAGAUGUAGGAAGUGAUGCCUCAUGGGAGAUGUAGGAAGUGGUGCCUCAUGGGAGAUGUAGGAAGUGGUGCAUCAUGGGAGAUGUAGGAUGUGGUGCAUCAUGGGAGAUGUAGGAAGUGAUGCCUCAUGGGAGAUGUAGGAAGUGGUGCAUCAUGGGAGAUGUAGGAAGUGAUGCCUCAUGGGAGAUGUAGGUAGUGGUGCAUCAUGGGAGAUGUAGGAAGUGAUGCCUCAUGGGAGAUGUAGGAAGUGGUGCAUCAUGGGAGAUGUAGGAAGUGGUGCCUCAUGGGAGAUGUAGGAAGUGAUGCCUCAUGGGAGAUGUAGGAAGUGGUGCAUCAUGGGAGAUGUAGGAUGUGAUGCAUCAUGGGAGAUGUAGGAAGUGAUGCCUCAUGGGAGAUGUAGGAAGUGGUGCCUCAUGGGAGAUGUAGGAAGUGGUGCCUCAUGGGAGAUGUAGGAAGUGAUGCAUCAUGGGAGAUGUAGGAUGUGAUGCAUCAUGGGAGAUGUAGGAAGUGAUGCCUCAUGGGAGAUGUAGGAAGUGGUGCCUCAUGGGAGAUGUAGGAAGUGGUGCCUCAUGGGAGAUGUAGGAAGUGAUGCCUCAUGGGAGAUGUAGGAAGUGAUGCCUCAUGGGAGAUGUAGGAAGUGAUGCCUCAUGGGAGAUGUAGGUAGUGGUGCAUCAUGGGAGAUGUAGGAUGUGAUGCAUCAUGGGAGAUGUAGGAAGUGAUGCCUCAUGGGAGAUGUAGGAAGUGGUGCCUCAUGGGAUAUGUAGGAAGUGAUGCCUCAUGGGAGAUGUAGGAAGUGAUGCCUCAUGGGAGAUGUAGGAAGUGAUGCCUCAUGGGAGAUGUAGGUAGUGGUGCAUCAUGGGAGAUGUAGGAAGUGAUGCCUCAUGGGAGAUGUAGGUAGUGGUGCAUCAUGGGAGAUGUAGGUAGUGAUGCCUCAUGGGAGAUGUAGGAAGUGAUGCCUCAUGGGAGAUGUAGGAAGUGAUGCCUCAUGGGAGAUGUAGGUAGUGGUGCAUCAUGGGAGAUGUAGGCGUGCUGUAGGAGCCCUGGUGGAGAAGAAGAGAAACGAUAAGCUUCGUGUUUUAAAGUAGAGAAGCUGCUGCCUUCAGGCGACGUCGGGAAGUUGGAAAUGUGGCUUGUUUACCUUUUUAUGCUGUAUUCAAUGUCUCGAUGAAGGCUUUUGAUUGUGACCAUUGAUCGAUCAAUACGUUCCUGAACGCAGCAAACGGGGAACGAGCCGAGGGAUCGAUGCUCAGGUGAGUUUGUGUUGCGUUCACUGACCCUAAGACGCAACGUAUUUCCCACUUGCGUUCACUUCCCCUAAACGCAGCCUCGGCAGCUCUGAAAACGUUUACUGCCCACGCACUGCAUUGUGGGAUACGACGAGCGUCUGACGUGCUCUCACGGAAAGGUCAGAGCCGACCAAUGGGAGAGCUCCUCUCAGCCGCACGGCCGGGGAGGAAGUGACGAUGAUGAAGGUGGUGAAGAUGAUGAAGAUGAUGAUAGUGGUGAAGAUGAUGAUGGUGAUGAUGAAACACUAGAACUGAUUGUGAUUGGCCAGCGUAGCGUGACAUCAGAACGCUCUGCUGUCUCUGGAAUCGACCAAUCACAGGACAAUCUCCGUGACCUGCUGCCACCGCCGGGGUUGCUGGGAAACGAUGUUUCCCUUUUUCAUUGUUUUAUUCUGUAGCUCGGGCCUGGGCUCUGAUUGGCUGUUUCUACUUCUCAGUGUCUUCACAAGCGUGACUCGUAUCUUAGCCCCGCCUCCACGCUCUGAUGUCAUCACUCCGUCAUCGUAGUUAUUACAUAAUUAUGAUUGUGUGUGUGUGUGUGUGUGUUUGUUUGUUUGUUUCCGGGUUAAUUUAGAAUCAUAAUCCCAAAUUUGUUUUACGCUAUAAAUAAUUGUUAUCGUUUUUUCUUUUAAUUGUCGGUUAAGUCUUGUUGUUUUUGAGGAGGGGGGGGCGAGGGGGGGGGGGAUUCAAGAACUGAACUAAGCCACGCCCAUUUCACAACCUCUAGACACGAUGACAUAACGGUCUAGCCCUCGUGCUAUUGGCUCACAGCCCCCCAACACACACACAGUUGUUGCUGUUGUUUUUCUGUCUGUUGUUGUUUUUGUUGUAUCAGGAACCUCAAACAACACGACAGCAUCAUCCUGUCAAUAAGAAUAAACAACUAAACCAGA